AUGUUCCCGUUUGUUUUUGUUUUUGUUUUCUUGCAAGGUGCUGUCUGCCGAAAACCAGCCCAGCCAGCCAAAGCACCAGCUCCGGGUGGUGAUGUGUUCUUGUGAUGUAUAGCUGUCGUUCAACAUUUUCCCAAGGCUGAACAAGUGUCAAACCAUUCCAAAAUGACCACUAUUGGCAUAGAUCCAACGUUUUCUAAAGCAUAUCGUUUGCUGUUCAGUGAUGAGCCAGAUUCUGCUGAGCAAAUGAGAGCAAUGCUUGAUGAAGCAUUAAAGCAGAAGUAUGGAACUCACAAAACUUUGACCUCAAUUCUCCCUAAAAAGCUCAUGGUUGAAGAACCUCUUACCAACGACAAUAUGACCAGUCCAAGUCAAAGUCCAACAGAAAAUAUUGAUGACCCAGAAUCUGAAGAGUCUACUAAUUCACCAGAGAAUGAAUUGAAUGAGUUAAAUAUAUUAGAGGAGGAUCUUUUGUGUGUUGUCUGCAGACAGAUGAUGCAGAGCGAUGGAAACCGCCUGGUUGAAUGCCAGGAGUGCCAUGGCCUUUAUCAUCAGGAGUGCCACCAGCCACCGAUCAACGAAGCUGAGAUUCCUGUCAAUGAUCCACGUCUAGCUUGGUAUUGCGCAACAUGCAAGAAGAAAUUAAAUAAGGCUAUUUCUACCAUUAAGAACAACAAACCAGUUCUAUCAGUCCCUAUUCCAACUUCACCUAAACCAUCAGGUUCAGGGGGCAAGCCCCCGUUUACCAGUACCAAGACUUUCACAAGUUCAGUCUCAAAAUCUUCAAAUGGUUUGUCAUCUGCACUAACCUCAUGA
This is a messenger RNA of Frankliniella occidentalis (western flower thrips), 813 nucleotides long. RefSeq names its product integrator complex subunit 12. Lineage: Eukaryota; Metazoa; Arthropoda; Insecta; Thysanoptera; Thripidae. Gene Ontology annotation, cellular component: integrator complex. Gene Ontology annotation, biological process: snRNA 3'-end processing. Bases 163 to 813 code for a protein of 216 amino acids. The transcript is spliced from 6 exons. The record is from RefSeq and is a predicted model, not a curated record.